This is a messenger RNA of Ustilaginoidea virens, 2643 nucleotides long. RefSeq lists its product as uncharacterized. Lineage: Eukaryota; Fungi; Ascomycota; Sordariomycetes; Hypocreales; Clavicipitaceae. The transcript has a single exon. The coding region runs from base 1 to 2643 and encodes 880 amino acids. The record is from RefSeq and is a predicted model, not a curated record. Gene Ontology annotation, molecular function: protein binding.
AUGCGUGCUACUUGUCUUUGCCGCGCGAGCGCCGCAUGGCGCAGUGCUCCUCACGGGCCGCAGCCGUCGCUGAGCAGGUCGCGACGACGUCUGCUCUCGACCAGUCCCGCCACAUGCCCCCCCGAAAGCAGCGCCAGGGCGAUGCCGAGCAGAUUCCGCGACGAUGCAGGCCCGGAUGCCGAGUUUGCGUACCGUUUCGCAGCAGCAGCAGCAGCAGCAGCAACAGCAACAGGCUCCUGCAGACUCGUCUCGACGCCGGCUGCUCUCCCACAACCCUCGAGCCACGCAGCCGCGGGAGAGGCGUCGUAUUCUCCCCAGCACGCCGGCACGCCGCUCCUGCCGUCUCGCGGGGAAGCAGGCCCUGCCGCGCAGAGGAAGAGAAACCUCGCCGGGGCCCGAUUCAGAGGCAAACAGUCCCCGGACCGCGCAGCCACGACGGGAAAGGAGUCGCCCGGUGCGGCGCUGCGCAGGAAAGCGAUGCCCGCCACGCAAAGGACCAUGACCCGACCCAGAGCAAGAGUCGCGCUAAUCGACAAGUGGCACGCAGGCCAGAGGUGGUGUCGUCGUCGUCGGAGACGUCCGCCCGGCAACGUAAGGGCCGACGUAAGCAAGCGCUUCCAGUGGGGUUACCUGCGGCACCAGAGCUCCGGGACCGAGCUGCUGUCGGUGCGGAAAGCGUUCAACGCGUGGAAGGCGCGGUUCCGCAAACUCGCGAGCUGCCGCGAGCGGCCGCGGCCGUGGAAGCGCAACGCGGAAUGGCUGCUGGAGCACGCCGGCGUGGCGGGCAUGCGCGCGGCGUGGCGGGGGCUGGACGAGCAGAGCCGGAGGAAGCAGUGGCCCCUGGUCAUGCUGUCGGCAAUGUCCCUGGACCCAGGGAGGGCGGUCGGCGUGCUGGACGCGACGCUCGACCCCUGGCCUCCCGGGUACGCCAUCAACGACGUGCUGCUCUUCGCAGCCCGCCACCUGCGGCAGCGGGAGGCGGGCGGGGCGGCGCGGGAGAGGGCCCUCCGGGCCGAGGAAACCAUGGACGUUUUGCGCAGGAUCGUCUCGGGCUGCCCCGCCGGCCACGUCCCCUUCAGCCAGCGGGUGUUUGGGCUGUUUGCCAAGGCCUUGCCGGGCGCUCAGGCGCGCGAGCUGUACGAGCUGCUCCGGGCGUCGCGCUACAAGCUCCACGCCAACACGCUGAUCCAGUUCGCCAGCAACCUGGCCGCGGAGCCGGCGCACAAGGACGCCGCCCUCGGGAUCCUCAAGGGCCUCUCGGACGCCGGGGCGGAUCUCAGCGAGGCGCGGCCCUCGAGCGUCAUCACCUCGCUGCUGCACUGCAAGGCCCCCGAGGGCGGCGAGGCGGAGCAGCAGCAGCCCAGCUUCACCGUGGACGAUGCCAAGGCCGCGCUCGAGUACUUCAUCGAGAGGGGCUUCACGCUCAACGUCCUCAGCUCGACCGCCUUUCUCGACUCGCUCUGCCAGCACGGCGAGGCCGAGGAAGCCAUCCGGCUCGCCCUGCUCUUCUCCGAGUCCGGGGUGCGGCUGGACCCCAAGGCGUGGAGGACAUUGUUCCGCGGAGCCAAGGCCAGCCUCAGCGUCGACGCCGUCGCCAGAGCCGUGGACGUGGCCAAGCUGGCCGACGUGCCCCUGGUGGACGUUCUCGACAACACCCUCCACAGCGUCUUCUACUUUGCCGAAGCGGAGACGAGGGAGAGGGGGGCCUCCCUGCAGCAGCGGCGCGGCGCGGCCCUCUUCGCCACCCUGCUAGGCCUGUACGCCAAAAGGUUUGACCUGGAGCCGCUCCAGUGGUGGCUGCCGGACUCGCUGCCCUUUCUCCUGGGCAGCAGCGGCGGCGGCGGCGGCGGCGGCGGCGACCCGGCCGCCCAUCAGGAGGAGGAGGGGCUGGCGCCGAGCGCGACCGCCGGCGGCCGGCCGCCGCGGCCGGCGUGGGACUUUGAGAGGACGAUUGUGCCCCUGGCCGACCGCGUCUUCUCCGCCGGCACGGCCAAGCUGCAGCCGUCGCUGACGAGCGUCGCCAUCCUGCUGCGCGCCUACAUCCGCGGCCUGCAGCAGCCGUACGACCUCCUCGCCUACUACGGCUUCUUCAAGUCGCGGCUGGAAGACCAGGCCCGCAACCCCUCCCUGGCCACGGCGUCGCAGCUCGUCCGCAACCAGGGCACCCUCAUCCACGACACCCUCAUCCUCGCCAUGACGGAGCACCGCGGCCUCACCAGGCCGGCCCUCGCCGUCCUCGGCGACAUGCUCAAGGACCAGCUGCGCCCGGGCCCGGGCCCGGCCCCGGCCCCGGCGCGCGUCCACCCCGCGCCCACGGUCCUCACCUUCUCCAUCCUCCUGCGGGGCCUGAUGCACAACCGCGAGGCCGCCCUCGCCGAGCAGGUCCUGCAGGUCAUGCGCGAGAACGGCCUCCAGCCCAACCUGGUCACGUGGAACACGCUCACCAAGGGCUACGCCUCCAUGCAGGACCUGGUCCGGACGGUCGGCGCCCUGCAGGACAUGGAGGCCGCGGGGCUGCAGCCCGACAUUUACACGUUCCGCGCGUUCGGGAAGCUGCGGAACCAGGGCCGGGCGCUGGAGAUGAUGGAGCACAUGAUUGACGAUAACAUGAGGAAGAUGGAGCAGGACGCAGGGGUGUCAUGA